CUACCUUUCAGGAUUCAGGGAUUACACCCUCACCGUCUGGUCAUACAAAACAUUUCUCUUUGUGACCUUUUUAUUUAUUCUGCCGAGAUGAUGGCUGGAAAAUGGUUGGCGGUCGCCGUCUUUCUCUGUAUCUCCACCAGUUGUGUAGUGGGUCAAUCAGUUACCUGUGAACAAUGGUGCCAGAAUGGCUUGAAUUUUUACAGUAAAUUUGUACAAAGUCAGUCAUUUUUACAAGGUUUCUUCAGCUCUUGCCUUACUCAAUGUCCAGGUGCAACUACAUCAGCAACAAGUACCACAAGAACUAGCACCACACCAACCACUUCAACAUCCACGCCAACAUCUACUAAAACCACAACAACCACAACAUCCACAACAUCUACGACUACAAGGCCGCCAACAACAACGAGCCCGUCGGCCACAUCAGGCUGCGGGGUAGCGUCCUACGUGAAUCGCUACAAGAUUGUGGGAGGACAAAGGGCCGAGGAGUGCGAGUUUCCCUGGAUGGUUGGUGUCUCUGUAGACAGCAAUUUCUGUGGAGGAUCCAUCGUAGACAAUCUUCACAUCGUGACGGCAGCCCACUGUGUCAGAGACAGGUCAACCAGAGAAGUUAUUAGUCCAACCCGAGUCAUUAUCCGUACUGGAUCUUCAUACUUGAACAACAUGAGAGCUUACUACGUCAAAUCUGUUACCAUUGACGCCAGACACGUCCCAGGAAUAAAUGACUACGAUGUUGCUGUACUUACCCUGAUCGAGCCUCUAGUCUUCAAUAACUGCACCGCGCCUAUUUGUUUACCUUAUUCAGGAGAUGACGCUACAUACGCCAGUUACUGCAUUGCUGCAGGCUGGGGACUAACUAGCUCGUACGAUACAUCACUGUCCAGAAACUUGAUGAAAGUGGUACUACCUAUAGUGGAUAACUCUCUUUGCAUGCAGUCCUAUUCUUCACAGUACAUCAAUGACUUAAAGAUUUGCGCUGGGGACUUUUACUACGGUGGAGUUGACUCUUGUCAGGGAGAUUCAGGUGGUCCUCUCAUGUGUUAUGAAAACGGUCGCUUCGUUCUUCACGGGAUCGUCUCGUUCGGUGCAACGUGUGCCCAGCCCAGAUACCCAGGCGUAUACACCAAGGUCGCUAACUCACAGAUACUAGAAUUUAUCAAAAACAAUUUAAAUUAGAAAAGACAAAAAAGAGAAAAGAAAAAAAAGUUGGGAAAUAAUGACUUGCAAUGUUUGUUCAAAUCAAAAUAAAAGUCAUUAGUUCCAAUGAAACGAAA
This is a messenger RNA of Biomphalaria glabrata, 1271 nucleotides long. RefSeq names its product transmembrane protease serine 9-like. The coding region runs from base 88 to 1173 and encodes 361 amino acids. Gene Ontology annotation, biological process: proteolysis. The transcript is spliced from 9 exons. NCBI's taxonomy places the organism in Eukaryota, Metazoa, Mollusca, Gastropoda, Planorbidae. The record is from RefSeq and is a predicted model, not a curated record. Gene Ontology annotation, molecular function: serine-type endopeptidase activity.